This is a messenger RNA of Zea mays, 1960 nucleotides long. RefSeq lists its product as uncharacterized. The transcript has 3 exons. The coding region runs from base 672 to 1364 and encodes 230 amino acids. The record is from RefSeq and is a predicted model, not a curated record. Gene Ontology annotation, molecular function: DNA binding. Gene Ontology annotation, biological process: regulation of DNA-templated transcription. Lineage: Eukaryota; Viridiplantae; Streptophyta; Magnoliopsida; Poales; Poaceae.
AGUAUCGGUGGAUGAAUUGUAAUUUGUAACCCGCUGGCUACAGGUAAAAUAAAAAAAAAGACAUGGAGCAAGUAACAGUAGUUUGCAAUUCACAUCUAGCUUCGUGGGAGAUUCUGGAAGGAGUUCACGAAACCGGCGCGCGAGCGACGGUGGACUUCGCCGGCCGGGCUGGAUGCCUGAUCGAUGGCGUACAGACGUUCAGCUGCCUGCUGAGGAAGGGAGGAGGAUAGAUGGAGUAAGAUCGACGCAACAGGGCACCCUAUAAAGCCGCCCUUUUCCCCUCUCUCUUCUCCAGAGCCUCCCUCCUCACCCUGGAAAACACACGCACGCAGACCUCCCCCAACCGCUCUCAGUCUCUCCCUCCCUGUCUCUCUGUUCAAUCUCUCGGCUCGCCAUGGACGCUCCGAGCAACUGCACGCGUCCUGCGCGCGCCAAGUGACCGAACAAGCUCGAGCUCUGCUGCUACAGUUGCUUGCCCCUGUGCCAAACUGGCAGGAGGUAGGUAGCUUAUAGCAGCUAGAGCUAAGCUGUGGUGCGUAGCGGCAGCUAGAGCUAGCUAGCAGUGCACGCGCAGGUGCGUGCUAGCUAGCUCGUUAGCUGUGUACUAGCUGUGUAGCAGCAGCAGCAGCACAGUAGCAGUAGUCGGUGAUAAAAGGAAUUUCUUUGGGGACAUGUCGGCGGAGAGAGCCCCGGUGCUGGUGAGGCACGGCGGCGGCGGCGUGGAGGCGCUCCGGCAGCUCCCGCCGGGGUUCCGGUUCCGCCCCACGGACGAGGAGCUCGUGGUGCAGUACCUCCGGCGCAAGGCCAUCGGCGUGCCGCUCCCCGCCGCCGUCAUCCCCGUCUUCCGCGACCUCUACAGCCGCGACCCCUGGGACGUCGUCGCCGUCUCUGCCCCUGAUACGAGGAGCGAGGGGGAGAAAUACUUCUUCGCGGUGCGGCCGGCGAGCGGCGGCAAGAGCAGCGGCGCUGGUACUGGUAGCAGGGCGGCCGCGGGCGGGCGGUGGAAGCCGUCGGGGAAGGAGAAGCCGGUGGUGCUGCCCCGCCCGUGUGGCGGAGGGAGCCUCCUGGUGGGCGUGAAGAGGGCGAUGACGUUCGUGCCCCGCCGCCGGAAGAAGACGGCGGCGUUGCCGUCGGCGGCCCUGAAGACCGGCUGGGUCAUGCACGAGUACCGCCUCGCCGCGCCGCUGCACAAGAACGGCUGCAGCCUGGCUCAGGCGCAAGGAGAGUGGGUCGUCUGCCGCGUCUUCCAGAAGGGCGGCAACAGGCCGAGGAGGAGGCAGCGAGAAGCGUCGCCGCCGCCGUCCGCUAGCAGCAGCUGCGUCACGGAUGCGUCGAGCUCGGACCUGGACGAGGUCAGCAGCUAGCUUAGCUAGCUAGCUAGCAGAACCGACCGUACGUGCCGGCUGGCCACAACAUGCAGUCAAGAACGUACGUACGUAUAUGUAUACCGCCACCAGCUCGUCGCGCGCGCAGCUGUGCUGUGCAUGCCGUACGUGUGCGGCCGGCCUCGACCUCGAUCUCGAAGAGAGGAUGUGAUCAAGCUGAGUUACGGAUAAGGGGGAACAACCCAUCCACACGCACUUCUCCUCCGACCCAACAUUAUUUGUUGUUAACUAGUUUUUCUUUUCUUUAUCUCUUUCUUUCUUUUGCACUCUGUACGUGUAAUGUAAUGCAGUGUAAUUUAAUUAGUGAGAGAAGCAUGACGCCCUACUACCGGCCGGAUUAUUAGUUAACAGCAAAUUAAUUACUACGUACCUACUACUCGCGUCAGCAGCUUCUACUGUACUUGAGGUUUCAGAAGCCCAAUAUAUAUGUAUAUUGUCAAAUUUGUAACCUGCAUUAUAUGCAGAGGUCGUCGUCGUACGUGUCCUUAAUUAGUGUCUUUGUAAUAUCUCUUCAUGAAGCGAGGAGGAAGGAAGGAACCUGAAUCCAUGCGUAACAGCGCAGUCGUUGCUGCAUA